Molecule: messenger RNA, 2529 nt
Organism: Bacillus rossius redtenbacheri
Lineage: Eukaryota; Metazoa; Arthropoda; Insecta; Phasmatodea; Bacillidae
Product: procathepsin L-like
Exons: 7
Coding region: 97-1443 (448 amino acids)
Biological process (GO): positive regulation of apoptotic signaling pathway; immune response; positive regulation of peptidase activity
Cellular component (GO): lysosome
Molecular function (GO): cysteine-type endopeptidase activity; cysteine-type endopeptidase activator activity involved in apoptotic process
Source: RefSeq, a predicted model, not a curated record
GGGGGUGUUGGCCGGCGCUUGUCGACGCUCCACUCGGCUCCGAGGACUGUCGGCGCUGCGUGCAGGCGAGGAGGCGUCGCUCACCGUCCACCCGAGAUGAAUUUUAUUGCAAUCGUCGUCAUGCAUUUAGUCAGUCUGGCAGUUCUAAUGGCAAAAAGUCACUCAGAUCCCCUGAGUGACGCCAUACUGGAAGAGUGGGAAUCAUUCAAGAUGAAGUAUGGAAAGAAGUACAGUAACAAAACAGAAGAAAAGUUUAGACUGAAGGUAUUUUUGGAUAACUGGAGGAAAAUAACGAAGCAUAACGACCGAUACGAGAGAGGUGAAGUUACCUUCAAGAUGGGGAUGAACAAAUACGGUGACUUGGCUGUUAGAGCGCAUGGUAAGGCGCACGGUAGAGCGUGGUGGUGGCCGGCAGCUCCGCCAGGAGGCGGCGGGCUCCAGGGGCGGCGCGGCGCGCGAGCCGGUGAGGGCGGCCAGCUACAUCGGCCCCGCCAACGUGGCGCUGCCCCGCGCCGUGGACUGGAGGCAGCUGGGCGCCGUCACGCCCGUGGCCGACCAGGGGCCCUGCUCGUCCUGCUGGGCCUUCAGCGCCACGGGCGCGCUGGAGGGCCAGAUGUUCAGGAAGACCGGCAAGCUGGUGCCGCUGAGCGAGCAGAACCUCGUCGACUGUUCGCGGAGGCACGGCAACCACGGCUGCUCCGGCGGUUCCAUGAACCUGGCCUUCCUGUACGUCAGCGAGAACCGCGGCCUGGACACCGACCAGGCCUACCCGUACACCGGCCAGGAGGGGCCGUGCCGCUACCGGCGCGAGGGGGCCGGCGCCAGCGCCGCGGGCUACGUGGUGCUGCGCAGCGGCAGCGAGGGCCAGCUGCUGGAGGCCGUGGCCACCGCGGGCCCCGUGUCCGUGUACCUGGCCGCCGCCCACGAGUCCUUCCGCUUCUACCGCCAGGGCGAGUACACGCUUGGCACGGGGGGUCAACCGUAUCCUUGCGUGUACUUCGAGCCACGCUGCCUGAACAACAACACCGUGCUGCACCACGCGGCGCUGGUGGUCGGCUACGGCACGGACCGCGACGGCAGGGACUACUGGAUCCUGAAGAACUCUUGGGGGACGUCUUGGGGACAGCAAGGCUACAUGCACUUGGCCCGCGACGGGACCAACCACUGCGGGGUCGCCACAGCUGCCAGCUACCCGCUGGUGUAGCGGACCCACCCACGCCAACUUCUUCAGUUAUAGUCUACAGCUUUACGCCAACGACCAGAAACCCUUUUUUACCGAGACUCAAAUUAACUUAUUAUUCACAAAUCUUCUUAACUACUGAUCCCUCCAAAACUUUAAGACCAUUAGAAGUUUUAAGAUGUUUUUUUCCCCCUAAAUUUGCGAUUAAAGUGACCAACUUAUUACUGUUCUCCAAUUUUGUAAUGUCUACAAAACAAAAUUAACAGUUGUAUAAAAUAUUAAAUAAUUCUUUUAAAUAAUGAAGAUUAUAAAUACUAAAUCUGAAGAUGCACAAACACGGAGUAUUCGGACGUCUGAUUUGGGGGUCAGUGAAUAUUUGGUUUAACCUCCUAUUUCUGACAAUACAUUCUAUAUGUCACUUCAAAACAAAGAAGCAGGCACUUCUACAAGGAUAGUAACAUUGAAAAUUCCUAAUCAAAAUAUCAGUGGCAAAGCAGGAUAAAUUUUAUAACUUACGAUACUGUACCUCUGGACUGUAACCUAACAUUUAAUGCUAAGGAUUUACCGUUGGAUGAUUUUAAUGCGGCGUGCAAGAUUCGUAGGAAUUACUGUAGAGAAGCCAUACAUCAGUUUUGAAACUGAACUGUAACUUUGCAGCGCCCUAAUACCGAUGCUAGAGCAAAUGACUAUUGCUGUGGGCAAAAUUCAUUACACUGGUUAAUGUUUACGGAAAUGAAUAUGAGCUAAAUCUAUGGUGUUCAAGUUAAAUGGUAAAAUUUUAUUGACUUAGUAAUAAAAUAAAAUGGAUAUAUGUUUCAAUAAUUUUAAAUAAGAGAAAAUUUUUUAAAAAGCUGCAAAACCAUCACUGUAAUAGUGAUAACAUAUUGUUAUGAAACCCACCUAACCUGGCGCAGUUUAAAAAAUAACGUCAAACAGGACAGUGUUUUUGGACUGCAAAACGGUGCGGCGUUAGCUGCAUGUAAUUCUUUCUCUCUCCCCACCCCCCUCCUUUCAAACACAACAAUUAAACGUCGCGUAUUCAGCUCAGACGCCAACACAAGGGCUAGCUUUAAUUGGUCACGUGGUUGAAUAAGGGCUUAACCAUGGAUUCAGGGAAGGGCAGCUGCCCAUCGUUUUCUGAAGGGGAAGAAAAAAAUAAAACAAGCUGACGUAGAAAUUUUUUUUAACUAAUCAUCCCAUUCUAUUGUUAAAAUAACUUAUUUUAGUAAAUACGUAUUUUUUUUAUUAUUGUGUGACAUUCUUCAGUUGUGCCCUUGUGGCUUAGCCUACUCUAAUCUACCAACAGAAUGUAACUUCUCCUGAUUCAAAUAUAUAAUUUUUAUACUUUA